AGUUAAAUCACAAGGGUAUAUAUAUCUAGUGUGGUACUUUAGACCGCAAAUAGAGAAUAGACCGUAAGUCAACGAACUUACAUGUAUUGUUUAUAUAUUGAUCAGUGUUAAUUACAUGAUUAAUCUGAGUUUAAGACGACUAAUCAAAUUAAAAAGCUACUAAAAAUAUGAAGCGGUCCGAUUGGAUUUAUUAAAAAAGAAAAGAAAACGAAAGACUGGUAUAAUAAAACCGGAAAAUUCAGGUGAAAUCAACAAACCGGUUUCUUUUGUGAUUUGAAUGAACUUAAACCCUUGUUGAUAUCAAAAGAAGAAACCCUAGUCUCUCCGACUCUCCGUAGACGACGAAGUUAUCUUCUUCAAUUCAUCGUCUCUUCUCUGCUCUGCUUUGCUCUAGAUCACAAAUUAAAAGACUUCAUUAGUCUUCCUGUCUCCACCAUUACCUUCUUCCUUUUUAACUCAGCCACGACGAGCAGACUAUUGUUCUGUUUUCCUUGUAUAAAAAUGGCGUCGAUGAUGUUUACCGAUUGCUCCUCCACCACGACGUCGCGUCUCAUCCAUUUGAACCGAAGCAGCGGUACUUUCCUCCUCCGUCAAUGCGUCGGCCAACUCCGUUUACAGACCACUGCUUCUGGCCGUGGCUGCUGCAUUCGCUCCUCUUCUUCUCCCAUUUCUUCCAUUUCCGCUGAUACAAAAUCAGAGGGUGGCGCAAUUGUAAUAGAUGGAAAGGCUGUGGCAAAAAAGAUUAGAGAUGAAAUCACAAUUGAAGUUUCAAGAAUGAAGGAAUCAAUUGGUGUGAUUCCUGGUUUAGCAGUAAUCCUUGUUGGUGACAGAAAAGAUUCUGCAACUUAUGUGAGGAACAAGAAGAAAGCUUGUGACUCCGUUGGAAUCAAAUCGUUCGAAGUUCGUCUAGCUGAAGAUUCAUCAGAAGAAGAGGUGUUGAAAUCUGUAUCAGGAUUCAAUGAUGAUCCUUCUGUCCAUGGAAUCCUUGUUCAGUUGCCUCUGCCAUCGCAUAUGGAUGAACAGAACAUACUGAAUGCGGUUAGUAUAGAGAAAGAUGUUGACGGAUUUCAUCCGCUAAAUAUUGGACGGCUUGCCAUGCGUGGAAGAGAACCCUUAUUCGUUCCUUGUACUCCAAAAGGAUGCAUUGAGUUGUUGCAUAGAUACAACAUUGAAAUCAAAGGAAAGAGAGCGGUUGUUAUCGGAAGGAGUAACAUUGUCGGUAUGCCAGCUGCUCUUUUACUGCAGAGGGAGGAUGCAACCGUUAGCAUUAUCCAUUCAAGAACCAAGAACCCUGAAGAAAUCACAAGAGAAGCUGAUAUUAUAAUCUCAGCUGUUGGACAGCCAAACAUGGUCAGAGGAAGCUGGAUAAAACCGGGCGCAGUCCUCAUCGAUGUUGGGAUUAAUCCUGUUGAGGAUCCAAGUGCUGCGCGUGGAUAUCGAUUGGUUGGAGACAUUUGCUACGAGGAGGCUAGCAAAGUUGCAUCAGCCAUCACACCUGUUCCUGGCGGUGUAGGACCAAUGACCAUAGCCAUGCUUCUAUCCAACACUUUAACAUCAGCUAAGAGGAUUCACAACUUCCAGUGACGUCACUUAAAAAGAAGAUUGCUGGCCUUUUGGGAAACAAACAAAUCGUACUCUGUUUUUUGAAGCCAAUGAUUUACUUUGGUCUUUAAAGAAAGUUAUCGUUUUGUUCUAUGAAACAAAACAUGUAGUUUUUAAGUCACAUAAAUUGUCUUCAACAUUGUUUGUCUCUUCUUGGUAUUUUGAGUCAGAACUAGUUUUAACUUAUCCCAGCUAUGAUAUAUCCCAGCCUCACCCAUCGGUCUCUUCGUCAUUAUACUUUAUUUAUAACUACCUUUCAA
Arabidopsis thaliana (thale cress) is the source of this 1862-nucleotide messenger RNA. RefSeq names its product Amino acid dehydrogenase family protein. Gene Ontology annotation, molecular function: methylenetetrahydrofolate dehydrogenase (NADP+) activity; catalytic activity; methenyltetrahydrofolate cyclohydrolase activity. Gene Ontology annotation, cellular component: chloroplast; cytoplasm. Bases 502 to 1584 code for a protein of 360 amino acids. Gene Ontology annotation, biological process: tetrahydrofolate interconversion. The transcript is spliced from 5 exons. NCBI's taxonomy places the organism in Eukaryota, Viridiplantae, Streptophyta, Magnoliopsida, Brassicales, Brassicaceae. The record is from RefSeq and is marked reviewed.